AUGGAGCUGUCAGACGGAGGACAUGAUGUUGUCCAUCCCGAAGUCAGAGCACACAUCACCAGCCUCAUUUCCGCUCUCGGAGGAAUCAGCGCCGACGACGAUGGCCAAUAUCAACUUGGCGAUGAUGCGCUCGAGGUUUUGCGCGAUAUCAAACGAUGGAUCCGAUUCUACGACGAGAAAACGAACCGCAUGGACGUUGCGCGAUGCGUCUACGAAGCCAAUCUUAUACAGGGCGACCUGAUUCCCAUUCUUGCAAAAUGGCCCGAAGAUUCGAUGGACAACAAGUUCAAGAGCAGAGUCGUGCUCUCGUGCUUUGAAGUCAUGGUUCCAUUGACGUGGCCCAUCGACCAGGACAAGGAGAAGAUGACAGUCAACCACCACAGACAUGUCCCCGUCCUCCAGCUCGCCCAGCUGCAGUAUAAAAGUGCCAUCAUCAACUUUGAUGGCGCGAGACUACUGCACUCCGCUGUCCGAUCUGCCCUUCCGUCCAUGGCCAUUCCGAUAGGCGACCGAACCCCCAGAGACCAUGGCAUUAUCAAGCUGGUUCUCUUCUUCUUGCGAAAUAUAGCCAUGAUUGCAUCGUCGCCUGGUGUCAAAUUCGACGGUGAUGAGACUGAAAUUUCUCGAUCCACCACAAUAGACGCAUUUUCCUACCAAGACGUCUUUAUUGUUCUGCUGACUAUGGCUUCCAACAUGGGCGAAGAUUUCAAAACCGAGGAUACGACAGUCAUGGAAAUCCUGUACCACCUUGUCAAGCAAGUCGAUGUCGAUAAGCUCUUCAUGGACGAAAGUCAAUUGAACAAGGCAAAAGCGGGAGAGCUGUCUGAUCUCAUGAAGAAGGAAUCUGCCAUGCUUCAUUCAUAUAACAGAAAAGCACCUACACGACACAACCGCUUCGGAACCAUGGUCUGGGUCAAGCGCGACGACGGCAAAAUGACGUCCUUGUCUGGUCAGGACGCACUGGCGGAUGCGGCAUCAAGAAACCAAAAGAUGGACGACAGCAAGACGUUCCGUCCUGCUCGGCGCAGUAAAAAAGAAAACAAAGAUGAAAAAGAUCUGGGUCUCCCGACACCUCUGACUACCAGCGCCGCCAAACAGCUUCGCUCUCUGGUAGAAGAAUUCCUCGAUUCUGGGUUCAACCCUUUGUUCCUACAUAUCCGAAAAUCUAUUGAUCGAGAGGCACCACACAUCAUGGCCUUUCACAGACGUCAAUUCUUCUACCUCGUUUCUUGGUUCCUCGAAGCCGAACGAGGGCGGCGCAAACGCAACAAGGCCAAAAAUAAAGGCACAACAGAAGAAGUUAGCAGUUUCAACUUGAUAGCGAGCGUUUUGAAUCAAGAAAUGUUCAUUACGCUUAGCAAGGGGCUGCAUGAAUCCUACGAUUACAAGGAUUGGCCGUCGUUGACUGCAGCCAUGCGCUGCUUCACGCAAAUCCUGCUGACAAUUCAGGAAAUGACGGAAGAAGGAACGGAAGACGACCAGGAAAUUGCAGAAAACGUUCUGAGCCGUCUGUUCUACGAAGAAUCAACACACGACGUAAUAGCCAACAUUGCAAGAACGUACAAAGACCAGGGCUUCGAAUAUCUCGACGCCGCCACUGAGCUGGUACAUCACUUCCUGCGCGUUCUUGAAGCCUACUCCAAGCAAAACGCCGACAUGCAGAUUCGAUCAAGAAAACGGGCACGCACGAAGAAGAAGGCCGAGACGCAACAAAAUGGUGUCGACGAUGAAGAGAACGACGACUCUGGGCAGGACGAAGUAGCUGCAGAGCGGACGUCGAAGGAACGAAAAUUCGACUUUCAUCGUUUCACAUCACGGUUUACACCACAAGGCGUGGUGGAUACCUUUCUCGCAUUUACCAAGUACUAUCGCGAGCUCAACGAUACGCAAUUGAAGCGAGCGCAUCGAUACUUGUACCGACUGGCAUUUAAACAAGAGAUGAGUGUCAUGGUCUUCCGCGUCGACAUGCUUCACAUGCUGUCGAACAUGGUAAAGGGCCCAAAUGCACUGGACAAAUCUUCAAGAAUGUUCAAGGAUUGGGAAGAACUGAUCAAGCAGCUCUUCCGUAAGUGCUUCAAGAAGAUUGAAGAUCGCCCUGAACUUAUUGUCGAGAUGCUCUUCAGCAAACUCCCCGCGACUGCUUUCUUCCUCGAAUACGGCUACGAGAAACAAACGUCUACCAAGGCACAGCCUCGACCAGCCGCCGAGCUCGUUUUCAAGCACACCACUGAGCACGACCAACAGGUCGGCAUCGCAGUCGGCGCUUUGCUCGACAAAAACGAAUCGGACCAUGUUCAGUGGCUCAAGAAGGUCUUUACCACUGCUGAGAUUGAGCGCCGUUCUUGGAGCAACGCGAAUGAGCAGCUGGUGGCAGACGAGACUCCCUUUGACGAUGCUGAAAUGGCUGCAAUCCCACAAGAACCCAAGCUCCCGCCCAUAUUCACAGUUCGUCCUGACGGUCCCGAGAGGCGCUCAGCGAUGUUCAAGAACCCCUACCUGCGUCUCUUGCUGAAUCUCGCUGGUGCGCGUCUUCUGGGCCCCGCAGCGGAAGAGACACCGGAAUCGGUCUGGAUUAUUCCCUCCGACGUCACUGCCAACCAGCUCAAAGAUGCACUUCAUUACAUCAACCAAGCAGAAUUUAACCCACCAACAUUUGAAAAUGGAACCUCGGCGGAACAGCAACUGAAACGCAAAACGGCAGCACGAAAGAAGGCGGCAUUUGACGACGAUAACGAGGACGACCAUGACGGCCUCGAUGAUUUCUUGGACGAUGGAGGGAUGUUUGCUGCAGGUGGUCCUACAGCGCGAAAAGUGAUUGAUGAAGUCAAAAAGCCGAAGAAGUCUCGGAAGAAGCGAAGCGCAUCGAAGGAGAUUGAUGACGAGGAACGGGAAGACCGUGCGCGUAAACGGCGGGACAAAGAAAGAGAAAAAGCGCGCAAAAUCAAGUCAGCCCUCUACGUCAAAGAUGGAGACGACGACUUUGACUCUGACGAAGACGAAGAAUUCUUCGCUCGUGAGCGUGCCAUCAAGGCUCGAGCAGAGCACGUUGCCAAGACUGUCGUGCACGGCUUCGCCGACGAUGAUAGCACUGCGAACGGGCGCCCCGCCGCAAAGCGCAAAUCGGCGGCGCUGCUGGACGACAGCACGGAUGACGAAGAUGCAGUCGAUGAUCUCAACUUCGCGCAGCGCAUGCUCAGCAGCCAGUCGGCAGCGGACGCCAGCGAAACAGACGAUACGGCCGUGGACGCCAUUGAGGCGGAACGGCCAAAACGACAAAGAUUGAGCGUGGAUGCGGAUGAUGACGAAGACACGGGCAUGGACGACGCUGAUGGCGAAGACGCGAGUGUCUCCAGGACCGCUGCGGCGCCGACCGAGGGGAGUGACGCCGAGGGAGACGAUGUUCCUGCGCCGACCUCCACAGCACGCAGGGCGCGUGUCCGAGGCGGCUUCGUCAUUGACAGUGACGAUGACGAGUAA
Molecule: messenger RNA, 3477 nt
Organism: Akanthomyces muscarius
Lineage: Eukaryota; Fungi; Ascomycota; Sordariomycetes; Hypocreales; Cordycipitaceae
Exons: 2
Coding region: 1-3477 (1158 amino acids)
Biological process (GO): DNA repair; replication fork arrest; DNA replication checkpoint signaling
Cellular component (GO): replication fork protection complex
Molecular function (GO): DNA binding
Source: RefSeq, a predicted model, not a curated record